CAUUGCCUUCGUGCACUGCUUCAGGGAUUGUUCAUUCCCCCUAACUCGUGGGUAACGUAGUGCCUGUUACCGCUACUCAAGUCGAGCAUCAUAUCAUAUCUCUUUUUCCUACUUGUGACUGACCCCCUUCUUGGCCAUGUCCACGCCCCUAUCGCCGUUGACGUCCUCGCGCCAGAACUCUCGCGCCAUCUCAUCAAAUCAUGACGACGCUAUGGAGAAAGAAGAUGUAGACACGAGCUCUAUAGUGGACUAUGGUCAAGUGAACAUAUCUUCGAGUCCAUCAAAUCCGGUGGACAACGCCCUGAGACCGCUUCGAACCGAUGAAUAUCACGACCCUGGCUAUGAGUCGCCAACUCGCGAGGAGGACAAUGCAGAUGUAGAGUCCUUGCAGAUAGCACCUAGCUCCCCGUUCCAGUUCGAGGGAAGGGACGAAACAGUUGACUUUAUGAGAUUACGCGCCAUGAGCCGCCAACCCUUAGAGUGCAUCAACGAGCACUCCGCAACGCCCAGAAAACGCUCCUAUGAGCAAGUGCCUGACUAUCAAGAGACGGACGAAGAGUCGAAGGAAAGGUACAAGAAGGUGGCCAGUCGCAGAGAAGCUGCGGAGGUUGGCGCGUCCGCCCCCGAGGACGUUGAACCUGUUAGCAACCAGGAGAGCAUGGCGGAGAUACUAGACCGAGAAAUUGUCCAUAGCGUGGUCGAGGAUAAUGACAACGACGAAAUAGCUACUGUUCUUCACGAUAACGAAGUCUACAACGAUGGACUAGACAAUAACGAAAUUAUCGACAUGCACGAAACCAACAUUUUCAUGAAUGACGACUCCCAGGACUCUAUGGAUGAAACUCGACUCAGUACCUUCUCUGCUGUGCCUGAUAUGACUACGUUUGCGCAACUGCGAAGUGACUCCCCUUACAAAUUGAAGCAAUCGCUUCCAGGAAACCCAAGCCAGGAUGUUAGCUAUGCACGCCAGAGCUUGGGAACUGCUACACCUACUACCAUGCAAAGGUCACCCAGAAAAACCGCCCUAGUAGAAGCUGGUACGCCGUCGAAAUCCAUUACACCGAGAAAGAGAGAACUCAAAGACACAGAUGCGACUCCCAAUCUGCUUGAUUUCACAGACCAGCCCGGUUUCUUCUCACGCGCACGCCAUAGCAUGCAGAAUGAGCGAUACUCGCCGUCUCGACGAUCACCCCUAAGAACUGCUCGAGAUGCACUAAGAUCACCUGCCAAAGCUUCACUCUUGGAUUUCGACAUACCUAGCAUCCCCACUCCACGAUCCAUUCCCACGGUCACCCCGCGGGAGGUAGAAUCCCUAAAAUCUGGCUUUCUUUCCGAGAUAUCUUCUCUCAAAGCCACCCUCAGUGGCAAGGAGGCAGAGGUUGCCAGUCUCAAGCAGGCAGUUGCAGAUGCGGAGCGACGUGUUGGUGAGGCGUUGGAGGAGGUCCGCAAUGAGUCGACCCGCAGGGAGACGUUGGAGAUCGAACAAGUCAGAUGGCAACAGAGGGGGCAGGAGAUGGAAGCCGUUUUGUGCAAUGUCAAAGCCGAAUUUGUCGAAGGCGAACAGGAAAGAGAACGACUGGCAAAGAAGGCCGACGACGCUGAGAAGAUUAAAGAACAACUCGAGGGGAGGGUGGUGGAGCUGCAAAGUCAACUUGUUGCUGCUCGCAAACCCGCCUCUCACGACGCCUCCUCAACUACGGAAUCUUCUAGUGUGAAAUCAGCCGAAGAGACAGCGAAGGAGGUCCAGGAUGCCGUUGAGAAAGUUGCACGUGAGCUUCACACCCUGUACAAGAGCAAACAUGAAACCAAGGUUGCGGCCUUGAAGAAGAGCUACGAAUCUCGCUGGGAGAAGCGAGUGCGUGAAGCUGAAAGCAAGCUAAAGACUGCCAUUGAGGAGAACGAGCUUUUGAAGAUAGAGCGGGAUGCUGUUAUCUCGGAAGCUCACCUGGCCGAACCUAGCGUGCAUUCCCACGAGAAGGAAGGGCACGAGGCGGAAAAGCGCGUACUGGAGGCGCAAGUCAAGGGUCUACAGCAGGAGGUGGUCACUCUCAAGGGCGAGACCGAACGGUUGCAUGCCGAGCUGAAGGUUGAACGAGCAGAGAAGGGUGAACUUGUGGCCGCCGUUGAUGAAUGGCUGUCGAUUCAACCGAUCCACGCCCACGCACCGAGUGAAUCGAGUCUUUCCCAGUCACCCCAGGGCCAGGUGCACCAGUCACUGGACCCAUUACCAUCUAGAACCGAGUCAGCACCCGGAAAUCUUCAGCAGAGUGUUAGCCAAGGCAGUUCCUCCAGCAGCAUCCGUCCUCUCAGUACAGGCGCUGGGUCAGAGCGAGAGAGAAAAAUCCCGAAGAUCGGAGCGCCGGUCAGUCGACAGACCCGGGGGAACAGCGGCAGUAAAUCAGGAAUUGCUGUCUUCACCCCCGGGCGCAGUGGUAUCAUGGGCUCAAUAGAGCGUAUGGGCCGUGGUGGUGCGUAAUAUCCACACUUCUGUCAAUAUCUCACCUCAUCGCUUUCCCCCUAUUUUCUGCAUUUGGUGUUGUUCUCAGACCUGGCGUACUGUGUACAUGGUCCCUGAUGGGCGGGUACAUAUCCUUUUCACACUUUUAUUCCCGCUUUUCUUCAUUUCUUCCUUGUAUGUUGAGAUAUCCUAAGGAGGCGUUUUGCCCUGGAAUCAGGGACGUGUGCGGACGAUGA
Molecule: messenger RNA, 2694 nt
Organism: Aspergillus homomorphus CBS 101889
Lineage: Eukaryota; Fungi; Ascomycota; Eurotiomycetes; Eurotiales; Aspergillaceae
Exons: 1
Coding region: 137-2476 (779 amino acids)
Source: RefSeq, a predicted model, not a curated record